AUGGAGACCACCAAAUCUGAUUCAAACACACAAGAAAAAAGAAGAGCUUAUGUUAUCUGCAUCGAGGGAGCCCUUGGCGCAGUCGAGCUCCGCAUCCUUUGCACGGAGCUUCGCCUCCAGCUUGCGCGCCGUGAUCUGGUACUUCUUGAGCAGAUGCCGCUGCUCCUCGGCAUGCGUGGAGAGGGCAGUGUUGCCUGCGGCCGCGGCGUCCCUGGCCGCGCCUGCGGGACCCUUGAGGAACCUCCGCUUGGUGUUGGACAGCCUGGUGAGCUCCCCGACCACGGCGGCAUCCGCAGACUGAAUGGUCUCUGCGUCAUAGGGGAACUGCAUGAGCUUCAGCUGCGCGUAGGCCGCCUUGACGGCCGAGACGCCCGCGAACAAAUUGGCGAGGAGGGAGUCUGUGGCGGCAACCGUCGCGGCGGCCCGCAGCGAGGGCUCCUGCUGCUGCGCCCCGGCGGCCUUCUUCUCUGCGGCGUUCUGGAAGAAGGCAUCAAGGGAAUACGGCGCCAAGGGCGGCGGUGGUGUCUCCCCUUGGCGGCAGCGACGUCUUCCCUCGGACAGCGGCGGCGGUAA
Molecule: messenger RNA, 573 nt
Organism: Triticum aestivum (bread wheat)
Lineage: Eukaryota; Viridiplantae; Streptophyta; Magnoliopsida; Poales; Poaceae
Exons: 1
Coding region: 1-573 (190 amino acids)
Source: RefSeq, a predicted model, not a curated record